This is a messenger RNA of Linum trigynum, 3184 nucleotides long. The record is from the annotation of a GenBank genome assembly. Lineage: Eukaryota; Viridiplantae; Streptophyta; Magnoliopsida; Malpighiales; Linaceae.
CGACUAAUCAGAAACUUCAGUUAUUAGUUACACUAAUCAGGGCACUGGUUCACCCAUUAGAGGUCAAGGUAUAAUAUCAUACCUCAAACUCUAGUUAAUUUAUGGUCUAAAUAGUGAAAUUCAUUGGGCAUAUGCAAAGGUUAGCGUAUGCCAAGAGAACGCUAACAUUUGUCAUAUAUAUUGUUUACUCAUAAAAGUUUACCUUAUAUCAUAUUGUUUAAUCACAAGGGAUUUAAAUGGCUUUAUAGAGGGGCUAAAUUACACAUUUGGUCACUCGAAUUACAUAAAUCUUUCACGUUUGCCACUCGAUUUUUUUUCCUUUCGUAUUAACCACUAACUUUUCGAUUCAUUUCACUACUAGUCACCUGCCGUUAGUCUUCGUCAAGCUCUGUUAACACCGUCAAAUUUUUGAUGAUGUGCCAAACGAGAGUGCUGACUGGGUUGACAAAAAGGCUGAGUCAUGAUAUUUAUCCUCCUAGUCAGCACAACCCAACCCAGAAAAAAAACCCAAAAAAGCUAUAAAAAAAUCCCACCCAAUGCUAUUUGUGCAUAAGUGCCAGAGCCAUUUCUCUGAGGCCUACGUUGGCGACCAUCCCUCUGUGGCAUCAAUGGUUGGCAGUUUCCUCUCCCUUGCAUGGGAGGUCAACUAGUCUCAAUAGGCUAGGUGUCAAAGUGAGUGUGUAACAAACCAGUUUGUAUGAAAUUGGGCUCUAAAGAAAGUCUGAAAUCUAGAUGGUGGCUACCUGACAGGGUUCCAAGCUGGCAAGGAGUCAGGUACAAACUAGGGGGUCGUCCUAAAACUAAGUAUGGAAACCAAGCCAGAAAGGUAAAAGGGUACUAAACAAGGCCAAAUGACUAGGUACUGAGCUAACAGGGUGAUAAGGUACCAAUUAGGGAGUCAUCCAAAAACUAAGUAUGGAGAUCAAGAUGGCAAGUUGUAGGGUACCAAGUUGAUAAGGAGACGAGGCAACAAUGCAACAUGACAGAGUACUAAGUCGGCAAGGCUACAAGGUACCAAAAUAAGGGGUCUCCCAAAAACUAAAUAUGUAGACCAAGUUGGAAAAGUGAGAUGGGACCAAGCCGACAAGAUGGUACUAUGUCGAGCUCUGAUAGAUAUGUAUGGAAUAUUGAUGGGUAAAGGAACAUGUACUUAACCGUGGAAGGAUUUAAAUUAUCAUCCUACCAAGAUGGAUGACAAGGCCUAGAUAGAAAGAUGGAUUCAUCGGGUGGUUAGCAAGAAAUAAGCUAAUAAUGGAUCCAUUGAAGGAACCAAAGGGGUUCUCAAGAAGUCAUCAUGGAGGAAGUCAUCAUGGAGGAAAGACAAGGAGGCUUCAACCAAGUCUAGUUAGGCAACAAAACUUAGUGAAGCUCAAUUCAACACCAAUCCAACCCAACGUCAAGGCCAUCAAUUUGAUACCAAUUGUCAUCAAGGCUACAGUAAGGGGUCCCCGGAGAUGGCUGAGGCCGCAGACUAGCUAGUUGUUAUUAAGGCGAGACGAGGGGUCCCCGAGGCAGUUGGAGAAAUAAGCAAGCUAGCAGUUACCAGGGUGGUUACACUUGAUGGUUAUAUAUAGUAGAAGCGAAGAUAAGAGACAAGUUCCCAAGAUAAACAUUUGACACCAUAGGUCAAACUUUUAUUAUUUUUUCUGUAAUGUAACCAUAGUAAUUGUCUUUAGUUUUUAGAGCUCUCACUAGACUUUGGUAGAAAUAUAGUAACUUAAAUUAGUCUUAUUAUCCAUAAAUAAACAUAAACAUCCUCAUUAUCACUUUGUUUGAAGAGGUGUGAAUCAUGAUAUUAAUCGUUGUCCAAAAAACUCAUAGGUGCAAUCCAUUAAUUUAAAACAAGUUUUCUCAUUAAAAAAAAUUUUUGGCACACGUGGUGGGACAAUUGUGUUUGAUUUGAUGGAUCCACAAUAGAGAUAAAAAGAAGGUGAACUUAACCUGGGUUAGUGAAGGAGUUGGUAGACAAGUUUGAACUUGGCCAAGCAACAUAAAAUGUUAUCGGAAAGCAAUGACAUGGUUGAUGAAUUACCCUAACGACACCUUCAUUCCAAUUUAUAGUGGAGGAUAACAACCAAGGAAUGGAAGAAAACCGCAGGUUCAUGGAGGAGGGUUUGGAUGGAAUUGUUAGAAUUUCAGGACAGACAAGGCUCAAAUUGGCUUCUCUUAAUGAAUUAUUCGAACCUUUUAGUUAUAAAACAGAUAAACAUUUGAAUCAAUUAUUUGAAGUGGUCAAUAUAAACGAAAUUUAUUUUGAUAGAUUUAGGAGGUUUUGACCACCCCAGGUGUGAAAUCAAGAGAUUUGUCAAUAGGUGGCACAAUUUCAAAAAAUAACAACGCUACUAGAAAUGCAAAUCUUCCUCUCGCCAAUGGCUAAAAUGGCCAACCACGACAAGGUAACUCAUCGCAUUCAGAGACUAACCAACCACCCACUCGACAUGGAAGUUGUGGCGAUAUUUUUUACCCCAGGGUCACCACUCACAUAGCGCUAUCACUAGUGAAGGAAUUAGUCAAGACAACUUCUUGGUGCUUAUAUCAUGUGUUGUACCUUUUAAUGGGAAGGCUGGUGAAGAUCCAUUCAAUGUGAAUCUGCACGCUCGUGAGUCAAGAUUUGAAUUUCUAAAGUUGAAGCACACCUACUUUAACCCUAACAAAGACAAGUAUAUCGAUGCUAGGCCUGUAGUACAAUGGCUAUGUCGUAUUCUAAGUGAACCUUAGGCUUACUAUUACUUUGCUCUGAACUACUAUAUAAUCAAAUCGAAAGGUUGGGGGUAGAACUAACCUAACCUAACUAAAAACAACCAACCAAUUGGUUGGGAGACCACUAGAGAUGAGAUGGAUUUCUAGGUUCGACUCCCUCUAGCUUUAGGUUGAUACGGGCUACAAUCUAACACCAUUUUGAGGUGCGGAGGUCACAAAGAUGGGGAUCGACUCAAUGGUCAUGCAAUCGACCCCCCUCCUAGCUAGGUGCACCGGUACAAUGUCACCUCAACCGGUCUAACCUACUAAGGAUUUGGUUCUACCUCCUCUAAAUGACUUAUAUCUGUCCGCACAAAAGUCGGUAAGUUGAUGGUCACACACUUACCCGACAAGUAUCAACUAGGUGAGAAUCUAACUAGAAGGAGAUGUUCACCUCAACCUCUAGCUAGAUCUCUACUUGAACCAAUCAAAGUAAGAAGCAUUC